Molecule: messenger RNA, 1300 nt
Organism: Chanos chanos (milkfish)
Lineage: Eukaryota; Metazoa; Chordata; Actinopteri; Gonorynchiformes; Chanidae
Gene: zdhhc3b
Product: zDHHC palmitoyltransferase 3b
Exons: 7
Coding region: 227-1126 (299 amino acids)
Molecular function (GO): palmitoyltransferase activity
Source: RefSeq, a predicted model, not a curated record
ACCAGGUUCUGAACACAGAUAAGGAAAUCACACAGAUCCAGGACGGAUCCGACUUAUAGAUCAUUUUUGGCAAAAAUAGUGUUCUUUCGCACAUUGUAAAAGGCUCGAUCGGACAACUGAGUCACCUGGACGUUAUCUGAAGGUCUGGGAAGCGGGAAGCGAAUCGUGAUCUCCGUGUUAGAGGUGAUGAUGAUGAGGGUAGUGCGGUGUGCUCACAGACAGUAAUAUGAUGAAGAGUCCGGCGCACCGUUGCCGGGACAUCGAGAGGCAAGCUGACUACCUGCAGCCGGAGCACUGCGCCCCGCCCCCCGUGCGAGCCCCGGGCGGCAGCAUGUGGUUUAUCCGGGACGGCUGCGGCAUCGUCUGCGGGGUCAUCACCUGGCUGCUCGUCUUCUUCGCAGAGUUCGUGGUGGUGUUCGUGAUUCUGCUUCCCGCCAAAAACGCGGUGUACAGCCUGGUCAACGGGGCGCUCUUUAACACCCUGGCCUUCCUCGCCCUGGCCUCGCACCUGCGGGCCAUGUGCACCGACCCGGGAGCCGUGCCAAAAGGGAAUGCCACUAAAGAGUUCAUUGAGAGUUUACAGCUGAAGCCGGGGCAGGUGGUUUAUAAAUGUCCCAAAUGCUGCAGUAUCAAGCCUGACAGAGCACACCACUGCAGUGUGUGUAAGCGCUGCAUUAGAAAAAUGGAUCACCACUGCCCAUGGGUGAAUAACUGUGUGGGAGAAAACAACCAGAAAUAUUUUGUGUUGUUUACGAUGUACAUUGCUUUAAUAUCACUUCACGCCCUCAUGAUGGUGGCUCUGCACUUCAUCUUCUGUUUUGAAGAAGACUGGUCCAAGUGCAGUUCCUUCUCUCCUCCAGCGACCGUCAUCCUCCUCAUCCUGCUCUGUUUCGAAGGCCUCCUCUUCCUCAUCUUCACCUCCGUGAUGUUCGGGACACAGAUCCACUCCAUCUGUACCGAUGAGACGGGUAUUGAACAGCUGAAAAAGGAAGAGAGAAGGUGGGUGAAAAAAUCCAAAUGGAUGAACAUGAAGGUCGUGUUCGGUCACCCGUUCUCUAUCGCGUGGCUCAACCCCUUCGCCCGACCCGACCACGGCAAAGCGGACCUGUACCAGUACGUCGUCUGACACUAGACACGUGGACCGUUACCGUCCUCUGGAACCAGACUGACACCGCUUACAGAGGAGCGCUCUGUUCCCCACUGUCUGUCACAGUUACCUCACAGAGCGUCAUGGAUGGACUCUCCAUGCCUGUCUCCUCACCUCUGUUUCUCUCUCGCCCCCCAGCUUUGCCUCAGAUCC